This is a messenger RNA of Pyricularia pennisetigena, 933 nucleotides long. RefSeq lists its product as uncharacterized. The record is from RefSeq and is a predicted model, not a curated record. Bases 1 to 933 code for a protein of 310 amino acids. Lineage: Eukaryota; Fungi; Ascomycota; Sordariomycetes; Magnaporthales; Pyriculariaceae. The transcript is spliced from 2 exons.
AUGCUGGACGACUUACAGUACAAGUCUCACGCUCAGCGUGACGGAAGCGGAGUUGCCCCUGCAGCUCCGACCUAUAGACAACUCACUAAAGCCACGGCGGAAAGAAGACCCACCACGUACGACGUGGUUUCGUAUACAAGACCGAACGGCCGAAGCCUGCCGUCCGCAGAGCUGGCCGUCGGAAGCCCCCCGCCAGGCGUGCCCGUCGUCGAGUUGGAGCUGAUCGGAGCCGCGCCGGUCAGGCCACCACCACCGGAAGGCGGCUUGGCGCCCGAGGUGCCGUUGCCGCCCCCGACAGACUUUGGAGGCUUGAGUGUCGCCGUGCCGUUGUUCAUGCCCUUGUUGCCCGCCGUGCCGUUCUUCAUGCCCUUGUUGCCAUCCAUCUUGCCCGGUUUCACCAUGGCCGUGCCGUUGUUCUUGCCCUUGUCGCCCAUCAUCUUGCCCUUUUUCUUGUCACCCUCGCCCAUCCCCGCCGUGCCGUUAGACUUGCUGGAGCCGCCCGCGGCGGGAGGUGAGAUGAUCUGCACGCCGCUGCCGGACGCUGCCGGAGGUGGUGUCUUGGCGCCCUCGGAUGAGUUGGAGCUCGGUGCUGCAGCCGCACCGCCCCCGCCGUGGCCGAUGAUGAUGACGACGGCUUGGCCUCCCUGUGCAGCUUGGCCCUCUGUCGCCGGGGGUGCGGCGGCCUUGCCUCCUUCGCUCUUGGCCGGCUUGGCCGACUCGCCGCCCGAUGGCAUCUUGGCGCCGCCUCCGCAGCACUUGGACUCUCCCGACCCGCCCUUUGAGCCAGAUUCGGACUUUGACGGCAUGGCCGCUUCCCCUGCCAUUUUAGAUGGGGGUGAAGAUUCCAUUGGGGCCGACUUGUGGCCACUCGACAUGGAACCCUCGCUGCCCAUUUUAGCUGGGGUUGAAGAUUCCAUUGCGGGUGACUUGUGA